Molecule: messenger RNA, 4242 nt
Organism: Aspergillus nomiae NRRL 13137
Lineage: Eukaryota; Fungi; Ascomycota; Eurotiomycetes; Eurotiales; Aspergillaceae
Exons: 8
Coding region: 1-4242 (1413 amino acids)
Biological process (GO): transmembrane transport; glucan catabolic process
Molecular function (GO): transmembrane transporter activity; beta-glucosidase activity
Source: RefSeq, a predicted model, not a curated record
AUGGAUGUCUUCCCGGCCUAUUUGGCUCUUUGGGCUUACUUGGUCCCCGGGGUUCUGUCCGCCCCCGGGGCGGAGACUGUGACACCACGAGCCUCUACAGAAGCUUACUCCCCUCCAUAUUACCCGGCCCCGAAUGGAGGAUGGGUCUCCGAAUGGGCCAGUGCCUACGAGAAGGCGCACCGUGUCGUAAGUAACAUGACCUUGGCCGAGAAGGUGAAUCUCACUAGCGGUACGGGUAUCUUCAUGGGUCCUUGUGCCGGCCAGACGGGCAGUGCUCUCCGGUUUGGGAUCCCUAACCUGUGCCUUCAUGAUUCGCCUCUCGGAGUCCGCAAUUCGGACCACAAUACGGCAUUCCCGGCCGGCAUCACGGUUGGGGCAACUUUUGACAAGGACCUGAUGUACGAGCGCGGAGUCGGUCUUGGCGAAGAGGCGCGAGGAAAGCCCCGGGGAGGCCGCAAUUGGGAGGGGUUUGGGGCAGACCCCAGUCUACAGGCCUUUGGGGGCUCGUUGACCAUCAAAGGAAUGCAAAGCACCGGUGCCAUUGCCUCGCUCAAGCAUCUUAUCGGCAACGAGCAGGAGCAGCAUCGGAUGAGCAGUGUUGUCACGCAGGGUUAUUCGUCCAAUAUUGAUGACCGGACUAUGCAUGAACUGUACCUGUGGCCAUUCGCCGAAAGUGUAAGAGCCGGUGCUGGUUCGGUCAUGAUUGCGUAUAACGAUGUGAAUAGAUCCACCUGCAGCCAGAAUAGCAUGCUCAUCAAUGGAAUCCUCAAGGACGAACUGGGCUUCCAGGGCUUUGUCAUGACCGACUGGCUGGCUCACCUUGGUGGGGUUUCGUCUGCGCUGGCUGGUCUGGACAUGAGCAUGCCGGGGGACGGGGCCAUCCCUCUCUUGGGCACGAGUUACUGGGCGUGGGAGCUGUCGCGCUCCGUGCUCAAUGGCUCGGUCCCGGUUGAGCGUCUGAACGACAUGGUCACGCGAAUUGUCGCAACAUGGUACAAAAUGGGGCAGGACAAAGACUAUCCGCUACCAAACUUCUCCUCCAACACCGAGGAUGCGACUGGACCGUUGUAUCCCGGCGCCUUGUUUUCCCCGAGUGGCGUUGUCAAUCAGUACGUCAAUGUCCAGGGCAACCACAAUAUCACGGCUCGUGCGAUCGCCAGAGACGCAAUCACGCUGCUGAAGAAUAAUGAUAAUGUCCUGCCUCUGAAGCGGAAUGACAGCUUGAAGAUCUUCGGCACCGAUGCCGGCACCAAUCCGGACGGAAUCAACUCUUGCGCUGAUAAAGGCUGCAACAAAGGCGUCCUGACCAUGGGCUGGGGAAGCGGGACCUCCAGACUGCCCUAUCUCGUUACGCCGCAAGAAGCGAUAGCGAAUAUCUCAUCCAAUGCCGAGUUCCACAUCACGGACACGUUUCCAUUGGGCAUCUCCGCAGGCCCCGAUGACAUUGCAAUUGUCUUCAUCAACUCAGACUCCGGCGAGAACUACAUCACCGUGGACGGCAAUCCAGGAGACCGUACGUUGGCAGGGUUAAAUGCGUGGCACAAUGGUGACAAGCUUGUCAAAGCCGCCGCCGAGAAGUUCUCCAACGUAGUCGUGGUGGUGCAUACCGUAGGACCCAUCCUGAUGGAAGAAUGGAUCGAUCUAGACUCCGUCAAAGCGGUGCUCGUCGCUCACCUACCGGGACAGGAGGCAGGCUGGUCACUAACCGACAUUCUUUUCGGGGACUACAGCCCGAGCGGCCAUCUGCCCUACACCAUCCCUCGUAAUCCAAGACGACUACACCGAGGGCCUCUACAUCGACUACCGACACUUCCUGAAAGCAAACAUCACCCUCGCUACCCAUUCGGCCACGGCCUCUCUUACACCCAAUUCAACUUCACCGAACCCAACCUAUCCAACAUCACACCCUUAGACACAGCCUACCCCGCCGCACGACCCCCCAAAGGCUCCACGCCAGUAUACCCCAACACCAAGCCAGCCGCGUCCGAAGCCGCCUGGCCCAAGAACUUCAACCGCAUCUGGCGCUACCUCUACCCCUACCUCGACAACCCGGAAGGCGCAGCCGCCAACUCCUCCAAGACAUACCCCUACCCAGACGGCUACACGACGGAGCCCAAGCCCGCGCCUCGCGCCGGCGGAGCCGAAGGAGGCAACCCGGCCUUAUGGGACGUGGCCUUUUCGGUCCAGGUCAAGGUGACGAACACGGGGUCUCGGGAUGGCCGUGCCGUUGCGCAGCUGUAUGUCGAAUUACCCAGUAGCCUGGGACUGGACACGCCGUCUCGACAGCUGCGGCAGUUCGAGAAGACCAAGAUCUUGGCAGCGGGGGAGAGCGAGGUGCUUACGUUGGAUGUCACGCGCAAGGACCUGAGUGUGUGGGAUGUUGUGGUGCAGGACUGGAAGGCGCCUGUCAACGGGGAGGGCGUUAAGAUCUGGGUUGGAGAGAGCGUUGCGGAUUUGCGGGUUGGUAUACCAGAUGCUCUUGAGAAGUAUCCCGACAGUCAAAGCUCCGGCUUCCUCAAGGCCCUCGAUUCCUAUAGAGUUACACCGAGAAGUCUAUGUAAAAUGCUCGCGAUCAUGAAGAGCUUUUUCACUAAGAGCAAACUGCUGGAGAAACCAACCUCCGACAUGUCUCCCGACUUAAUGAAGGAGGAGUCCUAUUCAACUGGAACCCUCAGACACUCCCAGGGCGGCGACCAGCAAGACGAGACUCAAUAUCCCGGACCACUCAAGCUGACUCUCAUCGUGCUAAGCUUGAACCUUGCCAUGUUCCUCGUAGGACUCGAUAAUACCAUCAUUUCGAGUGCCAUCCCGAAGAUUACUGACCAAUUCCACGCCCUCAACGACGUAGGCUGGUAUGCCAGCGCCUACCUCCUCACGAACUGCGCCUUCCAAUUGGUCUGGGGGAAGCUGUUCACCUUCUACGUCGUAAAAUGGGUCUACCUCACGGCACUGUUCAUUUUCGAAUUGGGAUCGCUGAUCUGUGCCGUAGCCCCUAGCUCGACAGCUCUGAUUGUAGGUCGUGCCAUUGCAGGCAUCGGUGGCGGUGGUGUCGGAAACGGUUCCUUCCUGCUCAUCGCUCACUGUGUGCCGCCACGCCAACGUCCGGUGCUCAUCGGCAUGAUGGGCUCCAUGUACGGCAUUGCGUCAAUCGCAGGCCCUCUGAUGGGAGGUGCCUUCACGGACAACAUCUCCUGGAGAUGGUGUUUCUACAUUAACCUGCCUCUUGGGGUGCUUCCCGCUGUCAUCAUUACCUUCUUCAUCGCCUCCUUCCGCGGUAGCAACAAGGGCGAGGUCGGUUUCCUCAACCAGCUCAAGCAGAUGGAUCUCGCAGGCACCGCGUGUCUUUUGCCCGGUGUCAUCUGCCUGCUGCUCGCCCUCCAGUGGGGCGGCUCCACCUACCCCUGGAAGAAUGGCCGCAUCAUCGCUCUGUUUGUGCUAGCCGGCCUUCUCUUCAUCGCAUUCACUGCCAUCCAGUAUAAGAGCGGAGACCGUGCAACAGUCCCCAGCCGUGUCUUCAGCAACCGCAACGUCUGGGGGUCUGCUCUAUUCGGAUCCUGCGUGACAGCCAGCUUCUUCCUAUUGCUAUACUACACCCCAGAUCCCAAUCUGGCUACAAGCCGUCAAGGGAGCCAGCGCCAUCAAGUCCGGGAUCAUGAAUCUGCCCAUGCUCCUGGGCAGCGUGAUCUUCUCCCUGCUAAGCGGUGUCCUCACCUCAUUGAUUGGCUACUACAUGCCCUUCGCCUACCUCACCGUGAUCCUCAUGUCCGUAGGCAGCGGCCUCCUAUCCACCCUGCAAGUCCACUCCGGCCAUGCCCACUGGAUCGGCUACCAGUCCUCGUCGGCGCCGGCGUGGGCAGCGGCCUGCAGACGGCCUUCGCCGCCCCGCAAUGCGUGCUCCCCCUCAAAGACAUCCCCAUCGGCACCGCCGUCGUCAUCUUCACAGAAAACCUGUCCGCCGCUGUCUUCGUCUCCGUCGCUCAGAACAUCUUCUCCAAUCAGCUGAGAACCAACCUGGCCACGUACGUGCCUGAGGCUGACGCGAGUGCUAUUUUAUCCGGCGGCGCCACCGAUAUCAAGAACCUCGUACCGCAGCACCUCUACCAAGGUGUGCUGUUUGCGUAUAACAAGGCCUUGGAUCAGACGUUCUAUGUGGCGGUCGCGCUGUCCUGUUGUGCCGUGCUGGGAGUUCUUGGUAUGCAGUGGGUGUCGGUCAAGAAGAGCAAGGAUGGUACGCCAUCUUAA